Messenger RNA from Coprinopsis cinerea okayama7#130, 1216 nucleotides. RefSeq lists its product as hypothetical. The transcript has a single exon. Lineage: Eukaryota; Fungi; Basidiomycota; Agaricomycetes; Agaricales; Psathyrellaceae. The record is from RefSeq and is a predicted model, not a curated record. The coding region runs from base 557 to 811 and encodes 84 amino acids.
GCAGAAUCCAGAAAUAUAUAUAUAUCAAAAACGACGUCAAUCCAUAUCCUACGACACAUCUUACUGUAUGGUAGCCUUCGUAAAGGAGUCGUAAAGGAGUAAUAGUAAAGACGUCAACACUUGAGAAACACGAACGCGAACGAGGUGGAGAGGGAGGGAGGGAAGGCUCAUCAUGAAAGUACAACGGGUUGGAACACCGUGAAAAGCAAGGGAGAAGGGUGGGGAGGGAACCACAGUACGACGAGACGACUACUGUGGUGGGAGAGGGACGAAAGGGGGGAAGUGAAGGAAAGCAAGGAAAAGACAACGAGAAGGAAAAGAAUGAGAACGUUGAGACUCGGAUCCAUACUACUACUACGUAAGGACAGUACGACAAUUAUCAUCGAUUAUCAAGGUCCAUUGCAAUGAGAAUGAAUAUCCGUGGUUUGAGAGUGUCCAUGCGUGUGUGCCACGUGUGGUGGGUAUCGGGGGGAGGGCAUGACGAAGCCAUGCGAUGCGAUGCGAAUGCUGGAAUGUGGAAUGCUGAUGCGAAGAGAAGAAAUGCGAUGGGACGACGAUGACGAUGAGGGUGAAAUGCAGAAUGAGCGCGGAAUCGCAAUCAUUAAAAGACAACGAUCCGGUCUUGGGAAUAAUCCAGAAGGGCAGGGGUAUCGCAUUACGUUCAGGCAUUAUUACGACGUUGACGAAUCUUGAUGGAAGGAGAAAUCGUAAAUUGAGUUUGGGAGGGUUGAGGAGGGGGGAUUCCCAGAGAGGGAAGGGGAGGCGUGUGUUUCACGCAAGGGAUGACGAAGGGGAAGUCGCAAAGGGAUGAUGAAGGGGGAAGUCGCAAUGGAUGAUGAAGGGGGGAAGUCGCAAAGGAUGAAGGAAUUUGGAGAAGUGGAUUCGAAACGGUUGUGGAUAUGGAGCACCCAUGAGUCUAAAGUCUCCAGGACCCUCGACAAAUACAGAGGAUGAUCCACAUAACAAAUUACGGGAAACUCGGAGACUCGUCAUCGAAAAACGGUGCUGCUGCCAACCAGAAAACAGAAAGAAUGAUUAUCUGGGACGCGGUAUGGGCUUGGGGGUGCAUGGCUGUUAUCGCUUUGGGAUGGUUAUCGCUUUGUGGUAAGGGAUGGGUAUUACUUCGGGAUAUAGAUCGCACGUCAAUCACUAAAGUCCUCCUCAAUCAUCUUCACACGACGCGAAGACACAGAGAGAGAGAGAGAGAGAACUUAAG